CUACUAAUUAAAAAAAUACUUUGAUACUCAACCCUUAAUCCAAGUGGAUUCAUAUAAAUAAACUAUUGAAACGACAUGAAGCAGGCCAUCUUUGAUAACAUCAAAAACAUCAUUAUCAUUGUUGCAAUAAUUGGUUUUGUGUUUACUAUAUAGUUUUAUGUAUGCAUUUAUAUAAUCUUGUUUUAUCAUAAUUAUCUAGUUGAGUAGACAGAAGAGAAUCCAUAUAAGAAUGGAUUUCAAUUUUGAAUUGCAUGAUUCGACGUUCUUCCCAGGAGAUUUUAUCUUUGAGGACAUUCAAGAUAAGUUUUAUUCCACUGAUAGAAGUGUGGAAAAAGUUCAGCUUUAUGGUGCUGAAGAUCAAUGGGGUUAUGGCUAUUACCCAGAUGAGAACUUUGAAGAAGGAUUCAUUUUCUCCAAGUCUCAGAUACAAGAACAGCAGCAGCUACAGCAAGAACAACAAUCAUUUUCUGUCUAUGACCUGUUUGAUGAAAUUCCUCAGUAUGAAUCUGUCUUUCAAUCGUUUGAAAAAUGCCUAGAGGUAGAGGAUUUUACAAAUGAGGUUAGUGAAACCGUAACUGUCAUCUCAGAAGUUGGAGCCAAGAAGGAGAAGGAGUAUCCUAUCCCUUUAGCUGCUCUUGAGCUCUUAAACAAUCAUGGAAACGGGUUUAAGCGAUUGAAGGGGGAAAGAAUCAUUGAGCCAAAUAAUGGUAUCACUACAGUUAAUGAUAAUAAUCAGGUGGCUGCUUCUGCUGCAGAUCACAGAAUAUUAUCAACUGAAGGUAUUUUGAGGUUUGCUGGUGAAAGAUUCAUUCAGUCCUAUUCUAAGCAGCAGGUAGCGAGCCAUCCUUUCAAUUGGUCCUUCUCUGGCCUUAACUUUGAGCAGACCAAGGAUGUUGAGCUUGUGGAGUUGCUUCUAGCUUCUGCUGAGAAAGUAGGAUGUCAACAAUAUGAAAGUGCCUGCAGAUUACUCCAUUUUUGUGAUGACUUGGCUUCAAAUGCAGGUAAUCCAGUUCGAAGGGCGGCAUACUAUUUCUGUGAAGCUCUUCGAGAGAAGAUUGAUAAAGAAUCCGGAAGAAAUACAUCAAAGGGUUUGGGGAAAAUGCUUGAAUCAUUUGAUAUAGACAAGGCAAUGAUGGUACCAGAUGGGCCUAAGCUUGCAUUUCACCAAGGACUUCCUCUUUCCCAAGUGGAAAAGUUUGCCGGAAUCCAAGCCAUCAUAGAGAAAGUUUCUGAAUCAAACAAAGUUCAUGUGAUUGAUCUUCGAAUUGCGAAUGGUGUUCAAUGGAUAGCCUUAAUGCAAGCUCUAGCAUCUCGCCAUGAGCACUUCCCUAUAGAAAGUUUAAAAAUAACAGUCAUCGCAACUACUGCAAGGGAUGUUAUGGAGGAGACUGGUAAGUGGUUGACCAACUUUGCCAAUACUCUAAAAAUACCAUUCUCUUUUAAUAUAGUUAUGGUAUCAAACAUGUUUGAGCUCAAACAAGAUCUUUUCAAAUUGGACAACAAUGAAACAAUCGCGGUCUACUCUUCUUUUGCAUUGAGGAGAAUGAUAGCACAGUCAACUGAAUUGGAGUCACUCAUGAGAGUGAUCAAAAGCCUAAAUCCAUGUGUAAUGGUAGUGACUGAAGUUGAGGCAAAUCACAACUCACCAGCCUUUGUUAACCGAUUCAUUGAAGCCCUUUUCUUCUAUGGAACACUAUUUGAUUGCCUUGAAUCUUUCAUGAAAAGGAAUGAGCCUAAUCGAAUGGCGGUUGAAGCAACCUAUUGUUUUCAGGCAAUCAGAAACAUCGUGGCCACUGAGGGAGAAGAAAGACAGAUAAGAAAUGUGAAGAUUGAUGUGUGGAGAGCUUUCUUUGCCAGGUUUGGAAUGGAAGAGCUUGAAUUGAGCCCAUCAUCUAUAUACCAAGCUAAUCUCAUUGUUGACAGAUUCCCAGCUGGGACUUCUUGUACUCUUGGCAUGAAUGGAAAAUGCCUUAUCAUGGGUUGGAAAGAUUUGCUGUCACUAGAGACAUGUUUGGAGGAUAUAGCAGGAUUAGUGAAAUCCCAGCUAUGGUUUCAGAUGUUGAAUCCAAGGAGAAAGAGUGUCCAAUUUCUUUAGCAGCUUUUGAGAUCCUAAGGAACUAUAGCAGUGGAGUAAAGAAGAUGAAGAGAGAUAGAGUUAUGGAGGAACCAAGUUAUGAUACAGCAA
Humulus lupulus (European hop) is the source of this 2185-nucleotide messenger RNA. Its product is annotated as DELLA protein RGL1-like. Bases 230 to 2095 code for a protein of 621 amino acids. Gene Ontology annotation, molecular function: sequence-specific DNA binding; DNA-binding transcription factor activity. The record is from RefSeq and is a predicted model, not a curated record. Gene Ontology annotation, cellular component: nucleus. The transcript is spliced from 2 exons. Gene Ontology annotation, biological process: regulation of DNA-templated transcription. NCBI's taxonomy places the organism in Eukaryota, Viridiplantae, Streptophyta, Magnoliopsida, Rosales, Cannabaceae.